Messenger RNA from Colletotrichum spaethianum, 474 nucleotides. RefSeq names its product putative methyltransferase tdiE. The transcript is spliced from 2 exons. NCBI's taxonomy places the organism in Eukaryota, Fungi, Ascomycota, Sordariomycetes, Glomerellales, Glomerellaceae. The coding region runs from base 1 to 474 and encodes 157 amino acids. The record is from RefSeq and is a predicted model, not a curated record.
AUGACGGGCUGCGUUAAUGACUGGAAGGUGUAUCUGCGAAAGUGCUAUGAUAAUCUCGUGCCAGGCGGCUGGGUCGAGCUGCAGGAGAUCGACCUUUUCCCCCGUUCUGAUGACGGCACCUUGACGCCCGAGCACCCGCUUUUAAAGUGCUGUCAACUGCUCCUCGAAGCGUCGGAAAUAUUUGGGCGCCCUUAUAUACCUAUCCCACCUCUGGAGGAGCUGUUGACGGAGAUUGGCUUCGUCGAUGUGUCCUUGCGCGUCUUCAAAUGGCCAUCCAACCCGUGGGCCAAGGAUCCAAAGUACAAGGAGCUUGGCGAGCUUCACGGCCAAAAUAUGGCUGAAGGACUCGAAGGCUUCUGCAUGGCACCACUGACGCGCGUCCAUAAAUGGACCCCCGAAGAGGUCAACGUUUUCCUCAUUGACGUGCGGAAGACCAUUAGGGAUAGAAACGUCCAUGCGUACUGGCCUGUGUAA